UACGAAAUUGUAACAAGAAUUUAAGCAAAAAUGUCAGACAAUAAUUUAAGUGACAGUGUUGAGCAAGAAAAUUUGAGUAAGAAACAAGUUAAUUGUCAUUUCUUGUCAAAGCUGCAGUUGGAUGAUCACAUAAAAGCAUAUUUGGAUAUGCAGCAUUUGGAGAGAGAAAACCAAAUUACACCAUGUGACAUUGAGAUGGUAGAAAAAGUGGUCACUAACUAUGUGAUUGCUAAACAGAUUUUAAGCAAUUUGUCCUGGCAGGAAAAGAUGCUGUAUCAACAUGUGUGUAGCACUUGGCAUUCUGCAAUAAAAGCACUAAAAAAAGAGCAGAUGAACCCAGCUGAUUUUAUGAUACACUUUAAUUAUUCAUCUGGUAAAGUUCAGUUUAAGUUAAAACAGUCUUCUAAUUUCCACAGUGAACCUUUAGUUGUAUUUAUAUUUAUGAAUAUAUUAGCUUCCUCGAAGUUCACUAAAUGUCAGAGUAUUACACCCUGCCCAUGCGUAACACCCUGUGAAAGAGAACAUCUUGCAGUAGAUGUCAUACAGAAAUUUAGCUGUGCACCAAAAGAUUGCAUGCUUGCAGCAAAAGCCCACUGUGUAUCCUAUAUGCCUUCGCCAACAGCAAAAACAAAAGAUGGCACUAUUACUAGACUCAGUUCCCACGCAUUUAUUGGAGGCCUUUACAUACCAGUUAUACCUAAUGUAAAGUUUCAUAAGAUCAAUUUAAAAACGAAUAGCACAAUGCAACAGGAGUUUUAUACUGCUAUUGAUAGUAUAGUGACUGAUCAAGUUAUAAAGGGAGUUAUUGUUUUUGUCACUGAUAAACACCUCUUGCAAUCUGUUGAGGAUAUUGUCUUCUUGAAUCAUAUCAAGGAUGUGCAACCGGAUAUACCUUAUGCACUAGGAGGUUGUAUUUGUGAAGACACCUUGUGCGAUUCAGAUGAUAUUUCUCAUAUAGUCAAUUCUACUAUACCAUCGGAGGCUGUGAGUGAUAAUCUCAUCUCUAUUGGGAUAUUUACUGUACCUAAAUCUCCUGGGAAGAACGAAUGCAAUUUCGACAUGUUCUCUGUAAUACUAGAGUCAUCUGAGUGGGAUAAAGCUAAGAUACAGGCUUCUAUUACACAGUUUUCAAAAUCUGUGCCGCAAUAUGAACACAGUGCAUGUCUAAGACUGUCUUGCAUUGGCAGAGAUCGGAGACAUAAAUUCGAGCAAGACUGCUUCCGAGCAGCAUUUCCCAAUACAUGUCUGACUGGAUGCUACGGGAAUGGGGAGUUAGGUGUUAACCAUCCGGAAAAACCUCCCCCAGAAUGGCCUAAAAAUGUUAAAAGAACCCGUUUGGAUUCCGGUCCUCAAUUUGGCAUAAUUUACUCGUACUCUACCGUCUUUGUUUAUAUGGGCUGGGGAAAAGUUACCUCAAAAGUUGCAAAAUAAGUUUUAAGUCUUUUUAUUUUAUGCUUUGUAAGACAAAGUAUUGAUAAGGUGUCGUUUUUAUUAAUUAUAAGAUAAAUGAUAUUAAGGUAUUAGUUAUAAUUUGUAAAUAAAUGCUUUUUAGGUCACGAACAUAAAAGUGAUAUUCUUCACAAGGGUUUUUUGUCUUAAGUACCUAUUUUAUUUUUAUACAUGCACCAAUGUUGGUAAAUUUACUUAUAGCAAAUAUUUUUGGUGUAAUAUUUAAAGAUUGAAACUUAAUUUAUUUCCAGUAAUCAUAAUUAUAUAUAAAUAUUACCUUCAUUUAGAACAAAGUAAUGGUGUUUUUUUAUUACACAAAGAUACAAAUCUUAUUUAAAGAUAAUUUAAACUGUAGACCUACACUAAGCAUGAUGAUGUUUUGUAUGGAAAAUUAAGGUGAUUAUGAUAAAGAAGCAGUUUUUAAAUUAUUGACACGAUCUCCAAUACUAUGUUUUAAUUAACUGGUAACAAAUAUAAUAAUAGAUAGAUUUUUUAAGAAAUUAGGGUUAUAAAUAAACGAAGUUUCGCAGGUAAUCAUUCAUAUACCUACCAUAAUUAUAAGCUCUAAAAUAGCCAUAUCUUAUUCCCAAUAGUUCAUAAAAUUUCACUUUUGUUUCUCUAGGAAAAAAAACAUGCACUAUUGUGAUUAGAUUAACAAAUUAUACAUCUACAAUUUUAUAUUUGAAACGGCAACGGCAUUUAUAGGUCUUCUCAUUCACUCAUACGCAUGAAACAGAUAACAUCUCGCUUACGUACACCAGACAGCCAUACCUGAAUAUGCCAUUCUGGAGCGUGUUCAGUGUUACUUUACUUUUAAAAAUGUCUUAGGUAACGUGUUUUAUUAUUGUAUAAUUGAAAACGUACACAUUCGAACUAAUUUGUAGCUCAGAAAUAAUAUUAAUUAAUUAUUCAUAUAUACUUAGCUUUGGAAUUAACUUAACUGUGUUGGUAAUUUAUGCAUAUGAGAUAUUGUAGGUCUUUUUUUAAGGUGACAUAUUUUUGUCAUCUUAGAUACCGUUAUACAAUAUUCGAUAUUUUCUAAGUUAACGAAGAAUUCGUUCUCGUUGAAGUAACAGUAAAAUUUUAAAUUUUACAUAUGUACUAUACAAGCAUUUUAAUAAUAAAUAAAAAUAGUGAUUUGCGGGUACGUUUGUAGUUUUGUACUCUUUUAUUUAUGUAAGUACGGAUUGAUGUACUCCAUUUUUAUAUGUACUUUUUAAGGAUCCAUUGGACGUAUAAUGUAAGAGUUUGUCUAUUAAAUACAAAUAUGUAAA
Zerene cesonia (dogface butterfly) is the source of this 2723-nucleotide messenger RNA. RefSeq lists its product as uncharacterized. The transcript has 4 exons. Lineage: Eukaryota; Metazoa; Arthropoda; Insecta; Lepidoptera; Pieridae. The record is from RefSeq and is a predicted model, not a curated record. The coding region runs from base 31 to 1431 and encodes 466 amino acids.